Molecule: messenger RNA, 2367 nt
Organism: Dermatophagoides pteronyssinus (European house dust mite)
Lineage: Eukaryota; Metazoa; Arthropoda; Arachnida; Sarcoptiformes; Pyroglyphidae
Molecular function (GO): RNA binding
Source: RefSeq, a predicted model, not a curated record
UGUUUAUUGAGCUGAAUUUUUUUGUUGUUCGUAAAUUUUCAAUUUUUUUUUAUUCGAAUCUUGUGAAAUUGUUUUUAUUUUUUAUUUUUCCUGUUUGUAUUUCAUCAUGGAUGACGAGGAAGAUGUGUUAAAAAUGCUGAUAAAUGAUGGUUAUGAUGAUGAUGAUGAUUUAAAUUUUGAAAUCGAUUCCGAAGCUGAAGCAAGAUUACUUGAAGGCGAUGUAAUCACAUCGAAUAAUUUAUCCGAUUCGAAUGAAAUCAAUAAAAAUUCACAAUCUGAAACAAAUUCUUCAUUCAAUAAAGAUUUAGAAAUUACUAAUCAAUCUAAUUCAUCGCCGGCAAAUGGUGAAAAUGAUAAAAUUCCGAAUCAAUCUAGCCAAAAUCGACCGCUUUUGAAACGACCAUAUACUGAAUCAACAUCAAACAGAAAUAGUAGCACAAAUAAUUUCCGUAACCAAUUUAAAAGGCCUAGAUUUCCAAAUAACAAUAAAUCGGUCAAUGUACAGAAUGAAUUUUUUAAGCUUGAUAAAAAUGCUGCAUUCAAAUAUCCAGCUCAUAGAUCAUCAAAUUCUUCAUUGGGUCAAAAAUCUGGACCUAUUUAUCGAUUCCCAUCGAUGAUGCCAUCACCAUCAUUACUUCCACCACCGUCACUGCCUUCAACAAUAUCCAAUAUGUCAAUAGAUCCGAUAUUAACAGCCGAUUUGUUCAAUAAUCCAAAUAAUAAUAAUUUUUUUCAAAGGUCAUUCGGUAAUUGUAGUUCUUUUAUGAAUCCCAGAUUCGAUGGUUUUUCAUCUUCUAUCAUACCGAAUCCUUUUAAUCCACCACCUAUUAAUAUAAUGCCAUUCGUAACAAAUCCUCCAUUUAUCAAUGGUCAUCCACUAUCAACACCAAAUAAAUCAUUCGUUGGAUUUUCAACUAACACGGUUCCCAAUAAUCAAAUAAAUAACUUCAAGCAACCUUUAAUAUCAAAUAAUAUUCCAAAUUCACAUUAUAAUUUCCCGGAUCAUUCUAAUCGACAAUUCAAUCAUAAUGUCAACAACAUGAUACAUCCACUGAAAAUCGGCAAUAUUCAUCACGGUAAUUCUUUGUUGCCGGAUCCUCCAUUAAUGAGACCCAAUCGGAAUCUUACUGUAUUGAAUCAAUCAAAUUUGAAUAAUCAGCAACAAAGAACAAAUUUUUUCAAUACAUUAAGGAAUCAAUCGAAUAUCGAUAGCAAAACCCAAAAUUUAAUUAAAAAUCAAGAACAAAGUGUUAAUCAAACCCCUUUUGUACAAAAUCGAAAUCUAAAAACAUUAACGACAGAUGCCACAGAUAUUGAAACUUCCGCUAAACCAAACACAAAUCUUGCAACAAAACCGGAGCUUAAUGUUUCAACGCCUAUCAUAUCAACGAUCAGCUCUAAGGAAAUACCAAAUAUAGAACGAAGUUCAAAACCGAUCCGAAGGAAAAAGAAAAAAAAGAAAGGCAAAAAACCGACACAACAAACCCAGAAUCAAUCUGUGAUUGCCGAAAAAGUUGAAGAGAUAAAAGAUUCGUUUGGUAUUGAUGAAGAAUAUAUGAAAAAAAUGGAAGAACAAAAAAUUUUACGAGAAAAAAUUGCUCAAGAAAGGGCGGAAAAAAGGAAGAUUUUUCAAACAGUUUGUAGCGGUGGUGAUGUCACGCCUAUAAUACGUCAAUCAUCAUCUUGUAAUGAGAAAAAUUUAGAACAAUCAACUACUAAUCCACAAGUCACGAAAAUUACACCGGCUGCCAAAAAUGUUUCAACAUUAAAAACGCCUACUCCAAUAGCUAAUAUGUCAUCACCCGAAAAAAUAACUACCGCGACGACAACACAGGCUAUAAAGCCUUCAUCAUCAAUACAAAUAUCUGGUUUAGCCGUCGAUAUUCGUGAAAGUUUAUUGAGAAAAAUAACACGACCAUAUGGAAUGGUCGAAUCAAUCGUAUUCAUUGAACAAAAUAAUGAAUCAAAAUGUGCUAUUGUAAAAUUUAUACAAUCAAAUGAUGCUAAAAAAUUUAUGGAUAGUUUUCGUACGGAUCCUACCAAAUUAAAACAGACAUUAAUGUCGGAUAAAUUACCAACAUUAACAUUCCUUAAUUGAUAUGAACAAAAAACUGAUCCAUUUUGUUUUGGGUGGUGAUUUUAUUUUUCGAAAAAAAAAUCAAGCAUAAAAUUUUUCAUUCAUCAUCCUCUCAUAAUAACAACGCCUCCGAUUUUGCUGCUGCUGCUGCUGCUGUUAAUUGGUUCAUUACGUAUUAUAUACACCUGGAUUUACGAAUGCAAAUCAUUUUUUUUUAAAAUUUUUUUCAUUAGAUAAAUUUUUUUUUUGUCAACCAUCACUACUUCAAUAAAAAAACAAAAUUAUGUAUG